CAGCAAGAGGUAACCUAGCGAGUGAUAGCGGCGCUCCUCGGGUGCUGUGGCUCACGCUUUGGUACUACAGGCCGAGACUGUUCUGGCGACGGCGAUCUCUGCGGCGACGGCUCAGGUUCUCGGAGGAGUAGCAGAGUACGGCCUGGAGGAGGGGCUUCUGGUCAGCCCAGGUUCUAUCAUAAUGAAUGGAUCCAGUGUGGCGAAUACAUCACCCAAUAUAAAAUCCAAAGAGGACCAGGGGUUAAAUGGUCAUGAUGAGAAGGAAAACCCAUUUGCAGAGUACAUGUGGAUGGAGAAUGAAGAGGAUUUCAACAGACAGGUGGAAGAGGAGCUGCAGGAGCAAGAAUUCUUGGACCGCUGCUUCCAGGAGAUGCUGGAUGAGGAAGACCAGGACUGGUUUAUUCCAUCGCGAGACCUGCCUCAGGCCGUGGGACAGUUGCAACAACAGUUAAAUGGACUGUCAGUCAGUGAUGGUCAUGAUUCUGAAGAUAUUUUGAGCAAAAGUAACCUGAACCCGGAUGCCAAGGAAUUUAUUCCAGGAGUGAAGUACUGAGCUGACAGAAAGCUUUGAGGAGAACUUGUACGUCCCCACAUCUGGGGACAGCGCUGCACAAAAAAGGCGGAGCUGAAGAGGGGGGCGGGGCGGGCAAGGGGUGCACAGCGGGGAAAGGGGACAGUGGUUUAACUCGACACUGUGAUUGGAGUAACUAAUGUGCUCAGUCUUUCUCUACAAGGCUCUGAGUAUUUCUCUUUUGUUCUACUGACUUUCAUUUGGAGCAAUUUCCUAUUAUUAUUAGCUUUUUGAUUUAGGGAAAUUGCAAUUCCCGCCCCCCCCCCACCCCGUCCUUCAUCAGGAAUGUUCUGCUGUAUGUGUUUAAACAAAAUAAGCUGACCAAGAAAAUCUGGGUGUUUAAGAAUGCCCUUCCCGCUCUGCUGUAUACUUACCAAGGGCAAUGAACACCUAGAGCACUACUUACUCAGUCUAUUAAGCUGGAUGGGAAGAGGGGCGAGAGGAAGAAGCAGGUGUUGUAAACCAGAAUGCACAGCUCCCUGAUCCCUGGGAGUUUCCUGUGAUGAGCUGGGAUUACCAGUGGCCUGCUGAGCCCAUGUCUCCCUGCCUGAACCCCAUUCAAGAAAACACAGGCUUAAAGUACUGGAAACCAAUAGAAGCAACUAUCAUCAACCAUCUGGUUGAUGAAAGUUGUAAAGCAGAAGGAGAGGACUGGGCUGGUGAUUGUCACCUGAGUCGCUCAGUUACUGUUGGCCUACUCUUAAGCCUCUGUUUACAGCUACCAUCAGACUCAAAAUUUACAAGGUAAAAGAGCACUAGAGUGGAUUUGCCAUUUCGUCUCAUGGUGUCUAGUCCCCUGUCUCCUCUCCACCCCAACUCCACUCUGUUUUUAAGAAAAGAUAUUGUUACCAAAGGUGUAUGAGAGGCAUGUGGUGCUGGCCAUCAGCAUCAGCCUGGAGAAGUCAUCCUUGAAUCCUGUUAGUUAUGUCUUAAAUUUAUUUCGACAAUUUUUUUCCAGCCCCAUGAGGACUUGGUCCACCUGGUACUUUACUUUCCUUAGAAAGGUUUAUGCACUUUCACAACUCAAUGUAUUUUUCAGGACACUAGCAAGAAGCUCAGUUCACAAUUUGGAUGCUUCUUCCCACCUUACAGAAUUAUGCAGAAGAACUCCAAAAAAGCCUAGGAGAGUGACUCCCGUUUGACCCUGCGACUGUGUGACCCACCAGGACAGUUUCGGCAGUUGUAAAAUUUUGCUGUUCCCACAUACCCAGGUUUUUGAGUUUUCUAGGUUGGACUUCCUGGGUAUGUUCCUUUCCUGCCCACAAGUCACAGGGGUUUUUGUUGUCAUUGUUGAUACUCAUAAGGAACUAAACUUGGCCCAGGAGCUGCCUUUGUGUGCUAGAGAAGUCGGUGGGAGAGUCAGGUCUAAAAGAGAGCAUGUCCAGUCCUGGCCGUUCUCCCAGGAUGGGCAAGGACUUGCAGGGGCCUGAGAAGGACAGUGGCUUCUGUAUGACUGCCACUGUCUUGUGUGAUAGGCCUAUCAGGAAAAGAUCAUGUAGCUUGAAAUCAAGUCUGUGUAAAUUCAGUAUGUGGAUGUGGGACAGAGGUUGGAAGGAAAGGACUAGGGUUUGGAAAAUUUAAGAAUUUCUCCUUUUUCUUAUGAGGUCCCUUGUUGACUUUUUGAACAGCCACAGGUUAAUGUCAGAUUGAAAAUAUGAACCCACAUCUUUUCCUUGUUUGAGUCUUUAGGAUGGCAUCAUUUGAAAAAUGCCCUUCCUUGUUAGGUCACAUGUCAUGGGAGAGUGGUUUAGGGAGCUCGUAUUGUCAGAUGUGCUCAUGAAUUCCCAAAGUCUCUACCUCGAGAGAAUGGAACUCUUAACUCGUUUUCAGGGAGGGCUACGAAUAAAGAAAUGUCUCAAUUCCAGCUUCAGCUUUCAGCUGGAAUUGUUGCCUCUAAUAAGGAGAGGACCUUGGAAGUGCAGAAAUAGAGGUCUCUUUCUUCCAGGGCUGCUUUUCCUCCUUCAAUCUGCAUUAACUUGUCCAAGCUCAGACUUCUGAAGGCUGCUGGAAAUGUGUUGGGAUUGCAGAAAGAGCCUUUGUCUUGACCAUGGUGUCUCCAUCACAAAGAGCACCAUGGAUUCUUCUGUGGCUCCUGGUCUGGGAAGUCCUCCAGGGAUCCAGAUCGAGCCGUUUCUUCAUCCUGAAGCAGGCUUGCCCUUCCGACACCAGGAUAGGCUAAGGUAUUUGGUGUAGUUCAAAGGGCUUGUUUUCCCAUCUGCUGUGGGGUUUCAUCUAGGAUGUCAGCGUGGUUCCACAAGGCAUAUUUGGUCAGAACUAAGAAAGCUUCCUUCCAGCCAAGCAGUGGAACCUGCGGGCUGGCCAUUCCGGUCCCACUCAGACACAGUGCGCUGACUCAGGAUCAGGAAGCAGCUAGCAGUGCGACCCCCUACACAAAUGUGUAGGUUUGUGCUUCCAGCGGUUCCUCUUGCAGCGUGACCUUUUUCUCCAUCUAUUCUAUGUUGUGAGGUGGGAGCACAAUUGUCACCCAGAUCACAGGCCCAGCUAUAGUCAGAGUUUGCCAAGUCCUUAACAGGAAAUGCGUGUGGGUCUUAUUGGAUCUUCACUGGGGAAAGGCUGGGAACCUCUAUCUCAGACUUUUCCUCAUAGGAGAGGUUCUGGGUGCAAGCCAAACUAGACACCUUUACCUUUUAAGGAUGAAGCUGGUAUUAUAAGUGAUGAUUUUGAUAUUGAAUUUAAGCCACUACUCUAAGUUUUUUUAAUUGGCAACUGGAAGUUUAAGUAUAGAAACAGAAUAUGUAUUUUCAACAAUUGCCAAUUCUGGCUGGUCCCAGUGUUUGUUAGUUUAUUAGUGACUGAUUUUGUGAUUAUUGGACUCUAAAACUCCAAAAUGAAAAUGAUUUUAUCUCUUGCUCUUCAAGGGGUAAAAAACAAAAGAAAUGCCUUUUAUUUUCUCCUGCCCUUUGAACUGCAGCAGGAAACUUGAUAGAUACAGCCUAGGCCUGAACACCUGCACCUUUGGGUCUUUGGAGCAGUUUCUGACUGCAGCAGUUGACUUUUGGGGAUCACAUAAGGUCAGACCCAAAAAGAUUGCAAGGAAAAGGGCGGACCUUUGCAGCACCUUUAGUUUCCAAAGUCAUAACAGCUGGGGUCUCUUUAAUUAAGGUUACAAUGCUAAUUAUAACUUUAAAAUGUUUUUAGAGGUAAUCAGCAUUUUUCAAAUUGUGUAUUGCUAUAAUGUCAAAGUUCUGUCUUGAUUUUGAAGAUGCUGGGAAGUAAGGAGGUGAGUCAAACACUCUGACUUCAGAGUAGAAAUUAAUAUAUGUUGGGAAAGUUGUGUGAAGAAGUAGCCAAAGGAAACAGCUUGACUGGAUCUUCUUGCAUUGGUGCUGCUGCAAAGCCCAUGUAUAAACAUCAGGAGCCCAGGAAUCUACACUCCUGAGAUGGGAGGGGGCAAGUGUUCUUCAAUAAGGGUCCUGGCAUCACGGGUUAAGAAUGUUGCUUGGUUAGGUUAUGUUGAUGUAUGGGUUCAGGCAGAGACCUGACAAAUUUGACCAAGAUUUGGAGACGUGCACCUUUUGGGAAAGACUGUGUAUUCCUAGCCACUCUCCUCUGGGAUAAAUGUGGACCUCAUUAGUUUGGGAAGUUGAUGGAGAGAACAGGAGGAUUGACUGGGAUCUGGUGAGCAUCAGGAACCUUGGUCUCCUCCUAGCUCUGCCCACGGUUACCCAUGGGAAUCGUUUCGCCUCGCAGAGAUCAUUAGUUCUCCUGGUCCCUGUGUAGUACACAGAGUACUUUUCUGCAGCCGGUGCUCUGCUGCCUUUUGAAUUUCAUCACAAUUUUGUAAGGUUUUUUUUUUCCCCCCCUUUGUUUUUAAUCUUCUGUCUUUAUUUCUCCCAUCUUGAAUCUGCAAUUAGUGACAAAGGACAGGGGAAUAGGAGGCUGACCCAAGGAAACACUCAAGUUUCCUGCUUGUUACUUGGCCUCUGCCCUCACUGCCCAGCCCCCCACUGCUGUCCCCAGUCGAGAUUUUAGGGGGGGUGGGGUCAUACAAACAGGACAGCUGAGUACACUGAUCUCUAUGGGGCGUUAGCCAAGUGAUUCACCACCCUACCCCCAGGGGACAGAAGAGAAAUCUACAAAGGGACAGAUGCACCAUCUUUAUUUUAAAAGAAAAAGCCCCUUUAGAUUUUGUUACUAGGAGUCCCAUUUGUGAGGUCUGCUGAGUUUUCUUCCCCAAUCCUCCCUUCUUACUGGCUACCUUUUACUAUUAUAAAUAGUAAAGAAACAUUCUAGGCUAUGUACUAUAAGAGUACAAUGUUUUCACGCUGUAACUCAACACUAAUUGAUAAUCCUGUCCUGUUGAUUGUGAGCCUUCAGAAAUGUUUAAUGCUUGACGGGUGGUUUGCGAGACAGGGACUUUUUUUUUUAAACAACUUUAUUGAGGCAUAUUUUACAUAACAUAAAAUUCACCCAUUUCAAGUGUACAAUUCAGUGAUUCUAAUAACUUUCCUGAGUGGCACAGCCAUACAGUUCUCAGUUUUAGAACAUUUUCAUCCCCCUCAAUAAGAUCCUUCAUGCCUAUUUACAUGAUAAUACCUGUUCCUAGCUCUAGGGAAUCACUAAUCUUUCUGUCGCUAUAAAUUUGCCUUUUCUGGACAUCAUCUCAAUGAAAUCACACAAAAUGUGGUCUCUUGUAUCUGGCUUUUUUCAUUUACAUAUACUUUCGAGGUUCAUCCAUGGCAUAACUUGUGUUAGUAGUUUGUUCCUUUUUUAUUGCUAAAUAAUAUUCCAUCGAUGGAUAUAUAUUUUGUCAGCAGGGGGUCUUUUAAACUUGGAUUUCAACCUCCUGUGGUCUCAAUGGACCCCUGAGACCAUAGGGCUCCUGGCGGGGCUGCUGCGCAUGUCAAAGGGACUUGCCUAUCAGAACCAGCUUCGUCAUCAGAAGCUCCGCGAGGAGCCUGAACUGCUGCAGAAAUUUUUUAUAAUUUUGCAACUUCCUUUUUACAUGAAACUUCUGUGCUGUCUACACAUCGGGCUUCUGAAGCAUCUGAUGAUUAGCUUAAUAAGUUAAUGAGAAUGUGUUUGAGUGGACAAGAAAGUGAAACCAUCAAUACUGUGUUGAAUGUUUUUUCCUCCCCGACAAAAUGGAGGAAUCUCUGAACUUGCUCAAUAGCGUCGUCUCCAUUACACAGCUGAACUUGUGUUAAAGAUCGUGCUGCCUUUGUUAGACCGAUUUGGAAGGAAAGAGGACAGUCAGCAGAGGCGGUCAGGAGGAGAAAGGGAGUGGCCUUUGCGGUACAUCCCAGCGGGUCUGUGCACGGCCCACGCAUCUGCUGUUGUGGACGGUGAAGCGCCGAGCGUGCCAGGGCAGCUUAGCACCUCCAGCAGGCCCAGGCCUGGACUUUGGACCUUUAUCCCUAUUUCUCAAGUGUUUUAAAAGCUGUUUUUGUUCCUUUUUUUUCCCCUAAAUACACAUCACAUGGUAGUUAUUAAUACUUUGGGGGAGGGGCAGGGCUUUAAAAUUGAAGAAAAUACUUUUCAUAAAAAUAUCAAAAAUGGAAAAAAAGUUACUUUUUAAAAAAUUUGCUAUACAAACCAAAUGGCAGCUGUUGAAAAUCUCAUUAAAAUGAGAAUAAAAUGCA
Molecule: messenger RNA, 6174 nt
Organism: Balaenoptera acutorostrata (minke whale)
Lineage: Eukaryota; Metazoa; Chordata; Mammalia; Artiodactyla; Balaenopteridae
Gene: PAIP2B
Product: poly(A) binding protein interacting protein 2B
Exons: 4
Coding region: 182-553 (123 amino acids)
Biological process (GO): negative regulation of translational initiation
Cellular component (GO): cytoplasm
Molecular function (GO): mRNA regulatory element binding translation repressor activity
Source: RefSeq, a predicted model, not a curated record